Molecule: messenger RNA, 3132 nt
Organism: Nasonia vitripennis (jewel wasp)
Lineage: Eukaryota; Metazoa; Arthropoda; Insecta; Hymenoptera; Pteromalidae
Exons: 6
Coding region: 468-1889 (473 amino acids)
Source: RefSeq, a predicted model, not a curated record
UUUCAGUUUCUUUUGGGCCGUCCCGAGCGCGAGACCAACGACUCGCUGCCGCCGCCGCCGCCGUGCGCUGUGUGCAUUAUACGCGACCGCGUGAAAGUUCGCGAGCUGUGUAUACAUAUAUCUGUAUGGAUGUGGUCGCCGGCGUUCGAUUUUCCUUCUCUUUGAUCGCGAGUGAUUCAGUCGCAUUUGAGGAUAGACUAUUAAGGAUUCGUCCUAUGGGAGAUUACCGGAGAGCUGUGCACCGGAGAGAUUAGAAGAUCAUGCGCCGGAUCGUCGCUAAGAGUCGAAGAAGCCCGAAAUCGACGAGUCGAGGUGUAAUCGAGGAGGUGGUAGGCUGAUUAUGCUGCUGCCUUGGCAGCUGGCCCCCGACGAAUCGCGGCCUAGGACAGACCAAUGCAGCGCUCUUGCUGACAAGAGGGUACUUGCGCGCGUAGCUGUGGAGAGUGAGGGCAAUCUAUUGGCUCCUCAUGCUCGGCCCCGCCAAGCGAGCGGCUACGGCACCGCAGCUGUCGAGCUCCUCGUCGCCGGCUUCCUCGCCCGAGAGCUUCAAGGAGCCGAGGCCCAAGAUCGGCAUCGUCGAUGGGAGGAAGUUUGACGGGACGCCGACUUUCGGCGUUUUGCCCCACGAGCUGCCGGAAUGGAUCGAAACGGACUCGAUAGACGGCGAGGUCUCGCGGCUGGUGUCGGCCCGUCAGUCCGGCAAGUCCCGUCGCUGUUGUCGGAACUCGACGAGCUCCGGCUACUCGAGCCACUCGCCACCGCUGUCGGCCCACUCCUACGGCGUGAUCGUCGGUCCGGUCGCAGCUGCCAAGGCUCUGGCCGUAAUCCAGGAAGGCGAGAUCAUACCCCGGCCGAUUUGGCCCUCGCCGCCUGACUCUACCGGUGAACACUCCCCUGACAACGUGUCCAGUGAUGACAACGCCGAGCGCGAGCCUCAGCCCAGACCCCAGCCGAGCAUUUACGGCUCGGCGGGUUACCGUAGCAGCGUCAGCAGCGACUACGGGGGACCGGCGAGUUCGGUCUCGGCGCGGGAGGUCCUACUCGAGCUGUCCCGAACGCUGAGCUCGGUCCUCGAGGGCGACUGCGGCAAAAGCGACGAGGAGAUUCUCAGGGACAUCUCGAGGACCGUCGCCCAGGGGGUCGAUGCCAAGCCCGCUGGUAGCAGUACCGCCAGUGGACGGGCCAUCUACGAGGACAUCUACAGGAACUCCUCGUUGACGAGCAGUGGGAAGGAGUCCUCCUCGACUAUCGGAGUUAAUCCCAUCAAUUCCAGGCUCUACGGACACAGAUGCUACUGCGAGCACAAGACUUUUCUCUGCCAGAGCCAUCCGUCUUCGAGCCAGGAGACGACUCCGAAAUCGGACGGCAGGAAGAAGCCGACGAUCUUUCUGCUCCCCGACGACCACGCGCAGUCCUUCCUUUCGGCCGGCGAUAAGAAUCGGAUAAUCUGCAGCUGCAGGAGCUACAAGGAGUCCUGCAACCUCGCGCCGGACAAGCUCGGCUCCAAGAAGAAUCUCGGCAAGCAGUGCCGGAACCCCAACGACCCCAGGCAGGAGAAGGAAAUUCGCUUCAACUAUCCGUCGAUAGCCGAGCACGAAUACACCACGCUCGAAUGCAGCGACGAGAGCUCCUCGAGCGAGGCUGUGACGGACUCGGUGAACGGCAACAACACCUGGUGCAAGGACUUCCGGGGCUUCGACAGGAACCUGGACUUCACUCUGGACGGUCUGCGCGCGGAGCGACUUGGACGAGCCAUCGCCAGGGCGAAGCGGAGGCGGCAGUGGUGCCGCGUGCUCGUCGUUGUCCUAGGCUUAGUCUUCUUCAUCCUCAGCGUCGUCGUCGUCUCGCUGUCGGUCACCAAGGGACGCAAGAUCUUCGGCAGUAUGUGAAGCGCGACGAGGUCUUCUCUGAUGUCUAUUUUUUUUUUUUUUUUGUUUGUUUGUAAUUGUAUACCGUAUAAUAUGUAGGCGCCGAUAUAGCGCACGACUGUGAUGCUGCGCUCAGUGCACGUGUUUUUAAUGUCUAAGCGACGAAUAUGUCAGUCAGCGGUUUUCUUUCACACUCAUCAUGUGCGCGCAGGUGUGUCAAUUGUUUGUUUUCUUUUUCUAUACGUGAGUGUGCGAGUGGCUGUUUGCGAAGGAAGAAAAAUUUUCGUGUGCGAAACGUACUGCGAAAAAAUGUAGUGAGCUCUUUUUGUAUUCCAUUGGAUUGUCCAGUCCGUGUUUUUAUCCGAUCGUGAAGAUUUUUAUUGAAACUCUUUCGAUGUGUUGAAACGCAAUGAAUCGCCCAGUAUUGUGCGUUGAAGCGCGUCAGACUUGAUGAUUCGUGAGAUAGUAUUACUGAUUAGAUACAAUUUAGUUUAUAAUUUGUCAAUUUGAUACAAUAAAGUGACACAAUAAUAAUUAAUUUAUAAUCAGAAUCGCAAGGUUGAUGAUUAUUGCUUUAACCCGAAUUCCCUCUCUCGAUUUUUCACCGAUAAGAUUAUAAUAUAGCAGGUUAAUUAAAAAGCAAAUAACUGCGAAUACGUCAUAUAACUAUAUUGCAUCAAGUAACAAUUUACGACAUUAUUCAAUGUGAUUAAUGGCCGAAGUAAUAUUUUAAACUGUCUCGUUUUUAAGUAACAGAUCUAUUACUACGAUAUAGCACGAUUGUAAUGAAAUUAGAUGAAAAUACAAUAAUAACAUAUCAUUUAGCAUUAUUGUCAACAAUAUUUACGUAAAGCAUGGUACAGAUGCAUUCAUAACGCAAUAACGCACUUAAUACUAUUAAUAUCCUUUUCUUCCCGUGAUUAUAAUAUAUAACAAACGUAUUAUCAAAUGAUAUAACAACACUGGCAUAUAUCCUUAUUGUGUAUUUAGAAAAAAAUGCAAGCAGUACAAUAUUACUUCAUUCAUUCAUAUAUCUAUACGAUAAGUUUUGAAUUCUUCUACUUGAUGUGUGUACACUAAUUGCGGUCACUAUACUCGUAAUAUACCAUUAACUCUUCCAUUUUCAUAAGAAAAAUAAAUGCAGGACGUAGUUCUGCAAGCAAUAUAAUGGCUGUGACCAUAUGUCGACGUUUUACUGCAUUUUGUUAAGCGAAGUGUAAUCAGUAUACUGUUAGUACCUAUAAUAAAAAAAUAUGUACAAUAA